UUUCAUGCAUUCAUCAUACCCAAUUACUGCGAACCUGAAGACUUACUCAAGGAUACCAUUGAACGUAUUGCCAUGCAUAGCCGAGCACAUACACAUUAUGCGCUCAUUUUAGCAAUGGAACAAUCUGAGCCUGGUUGGGAAGCCAAGGCAAGUCGACUUGAAGCCCACUUUUCAAAUAUAUUUGCCCAAGUCAUCAUCACAGGUCAUCCUACCAAUAUUCCUGGAGAAUCUCGCGGCAAAGGAUCGAAUGUGGCUUAUGCAGCUCGUCAUGGAUGCUUAGAAUUGGUCAAUAAGGGCAUCGAUCGAAAGCGAGUGAUCAUUACUGUCACUGAUUCUGACGCGGCAAUACCUGAAUUAUAUAUCCGUGAAGUGGAGGAUGCGUUGAACAAGACCGACGACCCUUAUCAUCUACUCUGCGCACCGCCCAUUUUCUUUUCUCGCAAUUGCUUUGAUGUACCUGCGUCUGUUCGAGUGACAGAUAUUACCUGGUCUGCAAUGGUCAUGUCAAAUUUAAGCAAUAGCUGUGGCAUGUGUAUUCCAUGUUCCAAUUACUCUCUUUCUCUUGUAUUGGCUGAUACAGUGGGUUAUUGGGAUACGGAUGCAGAUGCAGUAGGUGAGGAUAUGCACAUGUGGCUCAAAUGCUUUUGGAAGACAAAAGGAUUGGUCAGAACAGCUCCCAUUUAUGUACCUAUCAACUUGACCAACGUUCAAACAGAAAGUUAUCUCUCUAACGUACGUGCUCGUUAUGUCCAGGCUAAACGGCAUUACAAUGGCGUGGCUGACGUGGCCUAUACACUGAAGAAUGCAUUUCAAGCAUCAAGUAUCAGCCUUCUAGAUAGAUUGAGAGUUUGCUUUAUUAUUCUCGAAGCUCACAUGGUGCCG
Molecule: messenger RNA, 882 nt
Organism: Rhizopus microsporus ATCC 52813
Lineage: Eukaryota; Fungi; Mucoromycota; Mucoromycetes; Mucorales; Rhizopodaceae
Exons: 2
Source: RefSeq, a predicted model, not a curated record